AUGACAUUCACUUUGGUAGUCGCCUUCUUAAUGUUAGUCUGUACGGAAUACUUAGGACUAUCUCUUUAUAUUAAUGAUAAUGCAUUUGGUAAUGGACUUUUCAUCUUAACUGGUAUACAUUUUAGCCAUGUUAUUGUUGGAGCUAUCCUUGUAUUCUUCACUCAAAGUAUCUAUAGUUCUUUAGUUACUUACAUGCCUACAAGCUCUAUAAUGCUAAGCAAAUCUAAAGAUAACUCCAUACCAGUGAACCGGUUUGUAACUCCCUUCAUAUCGUACCUGAAUGGUACUUUUUAG
Messenger RNA from Besnoitia besnoiti, 294 nucleotides. Its product is annotated as cytochrome c oxidase subunit iii subfamily protein. The record is from RefSeq and is a predicted model, not a curated record. Gene Ontology annotation, molecular function: cytochrome-c oxidase activity. Gene Ontology annotation, biological process: respiratory electron transport chain. NCBI's taxonomy places the organism in Eukaryota, Apicomplexa, Conoidasida, Eucoccidiorida, Sarcocystidae. The transcript is spliced from 2 exons. The coding region runs from base 1 to 294 and encodes 97 amino acids. Gene Ontology annotation, cellular component: membrane.